This is a messenger RNA of Sapajus apella (tufted capuchin), 3135 nucleotides long. RefSeq names its product ring finger protein 157 (gene RNF157). The record is from RefSeq and is a predicted model, not a curated record. The transcript has 20 exons. Gene Ontology annotation, cellular component: cytoplasm. The coding region runs from base 191 to 2161 and encodes 656 amino acids. Gene Ontology annotation, molecular function: ubiquitin protein ligase activity. NCBI's taxonomy places the organism in Eukaryota, Metazoa, Chordata, Mammalia, Primates, Cebidae. Gene Ontology annotation, biological process: protein ubiquitination.
GCCGUGGUGCCCGGCGGAGGAUGGUGCGCGGCGCGCCGGGGACUCCCUGCUGCCAGAGCCGCAGCGCCGCAACGGAGCCGGCCGCGGCGGGCAGUCGACCCCCGCACUGGGCGCGGGGCGGGCGGCCGCGGUGAGGCGCGGAGGGCGGCGCGGGAGCCAGAGCCGGGCUGGGGCUGCAGCAGCAGCAGCCAUGGGGGCCCUGACGAGCCGGCAGCACGCGGGCGUGGAGGAGGUGGACAUCCCGUCCAAUUCCGUGUACCGCUACCCGCCCAAGUCCGGAAGCUAUUUUGCCAGCCACUUCAUUAUGGGAGGAGAGAAGUUUGACUCAACUCAUCCUGAAGGUUACCUGUUUGGAGAGAACAGUGAUCUGAACUUUCUGGGGAACAGACCAGUUGCGUUUUCUUACGCCACCCCACCUCCCCAAGAACCCGUGAAGACACUGAGAAGCCUGGUCAAUAUCCGAAAGGACACACUGAGGCUUGUCAGAUGUGCUGAGGAAGUGAAGAGCCCUGGAGAAGAGGCCAGCAAAGCUAAAGUCCACUACAAUGUUGAGUUCACCUUUGACACGGAUGCUCGGGUAGCCAUUACCAUCUAUUACCAGGCCAUGGAAGAGUUCCAGAAUGGUAUUGCCAGCUACAUUCCCAAAGACAACAGCCUCCAGUCGGAGACUGUGCACUACAAGCGAGGAGUGUGUCAGCAGUUCUGCCUGCCCUCCCACACCGUGGAUCCCUCCGAGUGGGCUGAAGAGGAGCUUGGCUUUGAUCUGGACCGAGAGGUUUACCCUCUAGUGGUACAUGCCGUGGUAGAUGAAGGAGACGAGUAUUUUGGCCAUUGCCAUGUACUGCUGGGUACUUUUGAGAAGCACACAGAUGGAACUUUCUGUGUCAAGCCCCUCAAACAGAAACAAGUAGUAGACGGGGUCAGCUACCUCCUUCAGGAGAUCUAUGGAAUUGAAAACAAGUACAACACACAAGAUUCUAAAGUGGCUGAAGAUGAAGUGAGCGAUAACAGUGCCGAGUGUGUGGUGUGUCUCUCGGAUGUCCGGGACACCUUGAUUCUGCCCUGUCGCCACCUCUGCCUCUGUAACACCUGUGCAGACACCCUUCGCUACCAGGCCAACAACUGCCCCAUCUGCCGACUGCCCUUCCGGGCACUGCUUCAGAUCCGAGCCAUGAGGAAAAAAUUGGGCCCAUUGUCCCCAACCAGCUUUAACCCCAUCAUCUCAUCCCAGACAUCUGAUUCUGAAGAGCAUUCAUCCUCAGAGAAUAUUCCACCAGGCUAUGAAGUAGUAUCUCUUCUGGAGGCCCUCAAUGGGCCCCUCACUCCAUCCCCAGCAGUUCCUCCACUUCAUGUGCUUGGAGAUGGCCACCUCUCAGGAAUGCUCCCGUCAUAUGGCAGUGAUGGCCACCUGCCCCCCAUCAGGACGAUCUCCCCUCUUGAUCGCCUGUCUGACUGUGGCAGCCAAGGACUCAAACUCAAGAAGAGUCUCUCCAAAUCCAUCUCCCAAAAUUCUUCCGUGCUGCCUGAAGAGGAAGAUGAGCGUUCCUGCAGUGAGUCAGAGACACAGCUCUCUCAGAGACCGUCAGCUCAGCAUCUUGGAGAGGAAUGUGGUGUGACUCCAGAAAGUGAGAAUCUCACCUUGUCAUCAUCUGGAGCUAUUGACCAGUCGUCUUGCACAGGGACGCCUCUGUCGUCCACUAUUUCCUCCCCAGAAGGCCCUGCCAGCACCAGCAGCAGUCUGGCCCAGUCUGUCAUGUCCAUGGCAUCCUCCCAGAUCAGCACCGACACCGUCUCCUCCAUGUCUGGCUCCUACAUCGCCCCUGGCACUGAAGAGGAGGGAGAGGCUCUCCCUUCCCCCCAGGCUGCCAGCAGGGCCCCCUCAGAAGAAGGAGAGGGGCUGCCAGCGGAGUCUCCAGACAGCAGCUUUGCUGGCCUCCCAGCUGGAGAGCAGGAUGCAGAGGGAAAUGAUGUUACAGAGGAAGAGGAUGGAUCACCCACGCAGGAGGAUGGCCAGAGGACAUGCGCAUUUCUAGGUAUGGAGUGUGACAAUAACAAUGACUUUGACAUCUCAAGCGUGAAAGCACUGGACAAUAAGCUGUGCUCUGAGGUCUGCUUACCUGCCGCAGCUCCGGAGUCCUGCCCCAUAAACAUUGAGGAAUAGGAUGCCAGGGGGCCCUGAGAGCAGAGGCGGCCAAGGCCCAAGGCAGGAGCGUUCUAGCCUCCCUGGAGGGAGGGCACUGGAGGGAGCCAGCUCAUCUGUGGGCGGGAGAUGAAGAGGACACCGAGGGGAAAGGUGAGGUGGCCUGCAGGAGUGUGAGCACAGGCUGUUUUAGGAGUAGGAUUCUCACCAGCACUUGCAUUCUCUAGUCCUCACAGCAAACCUGUGAGGUCAGUACUUAUCUCCCAUCUGAUAGAUGAGAAAACCAAGGCCCACAGUAAAUUGAUGUGCCCAAGAUCACACCGUUGUAAACUGGAAGUGGAGCCCAGUUAGUGUGACUACAGAUGGCAUCACAACAUGGCUAGAAGUGAGCCCGUAGGAGCUUGUGGAGGAUUGGAUGCGGAGCACAAAGGAAAGAAAAGCACCAAGAAUGGGUUUCCAGACGGGCACUGGCACUCCUCACAUGGGAGCAGCGGCAGAUUUAAGAGAGAGGAUGCGUUCAGUGGUGGUACCUGUGGGACCCGAGGCUCUCAGGCUGGUGUCUGCUGGGCUGAUGGCACCACCUAGUAGCAAUCCUCAACAGCUGCGCAGGUGCAGGAGGAGGAAAAUGGCAGGUGAGGGGGGCUGGGGCCUCACACUGUCCUCCCUCCAUGUGGCCUUCCGUCCCAGGAACCCUGCUGGGUGGCCAGUCCUUUCCUGCUCCACCUUGGCCCCUGCAGAAAACAUUAACACUUUGGACCAGAACGAACAUAGUCUUCUCACUUCCCCCCACCUCUUCCUGUCCCGAUGAAAAUAGCUCAGCGAGGCCCUAUUUCCCUUUCCUGUCUAUCGUAACAUAGGCAAACUUUCAAACCAAGAACUUAAAAUACCAAAGUGGGGGAGCCACGGUGGCUCUGGCCAGUUGUCCUGGCGCUUGAGGAGGCGAGGCUAUGCGUUCAAGGCCAACCUGGGCAAAAUAAGAACCUCUCAUUCAUUAA